UCGAGAGCAACACCCGUACCCUUCUACGUGAACUGCACCUUUAAACCCACUCGGUCUCAAACCGGACCCCGGAGGCACCACCCACAUCCGUCUAACAUCACUUCCUUCAGGGUUAGAAAAAAAAAAUCUGGGAACGCGAGGGGUUGGGUUGAGCCGCACUUGGGGUACAGCGCGGACCUUCUACUAGGACUCCGGCCCUGCAUCUGAUCAGCCCCGUGGCCUCUCGCGUUUACUACCAUGGAGCCGCGGUCUCGUCUCGGGGCCACCUGUUUGCUGGGCUUCAGUUUCCUGCUCCUGGUCACCUCUUCUGAUGGACAUACUGGGCUUGGAAAGGGUUUUGGAGAUCACAUUCAUUGGAGAACACUAGAAGAUGGGAAGAGAGAAGCAGCUGCCAGCAACAAGAGGGCCUUUCAGAGUCAAAGGAGGCCGGAAGUGCUGUUUGCAUUUCCGCUUGCGUCGGACGCCGGCAACCCGGAAGUGUACGCGCGCGGUUGCACAUGGCCGCUCCCUGGAAAGAUGCCGCUUGUGGUGUUUUGCGGGCUGCCGUACAGCGGCAAGAGCCGACGCGCGGAGGAGCUCCGCGUAGCGCUGGCGGCCGAAGGCCGCGCCGUGUACGUAGUGGACGACGCGGCCGUGCUGGGCGCGGAGGACGCGACAGUGUACGGUGAUUCGGCCCGUGAGAAAGCAUUGCGUGGAGCCCUGCGAGCCGCGGUGGAGCGGCGCCUUAGUCGUCAAGAUGUGGUCAUCCUCGACUCGCUCAACUACAUCAAGGGCUUCCGCUACGAGCUCUACUGCCUGGCGCGGGCGGCUCGCACCCCUCUCUGCCUGGUCUACUGCGUACGGCCCGGCAGUCUGAACCGGGGACCUCGGGUGGACACGGAGGACAACCGAAACCUAAAUGUCAGUGUGAGUUGGCAGCCGCGCGCUGAGGAGGGAGGAAGACCUCUGGCAGCAGGCACCGGUGUCCUCAGGGGACCGCAAGCAGUGGACUCUGUAGUCAUUGGGAGAGCCCAGGCAGAUCCAAAGGAACUGGAGCCUAAGGAACUGGAGCCAGAGGAAACCGAGGCUCCAGGUCUUCCAGCUCUGGUGGCUCCGGAAUUCGAGAAAUCUGCAAAUCAUGUGUCCAGUGCUUUUUACCCUAACGAACUUCUGGAGGCACUAACGCUGCGCUUCGAGGCUCCCGACUCUCGGAACCGCUGGGACAGGCCCCUGUUCACCUUGGUGGGCUUAGAGGAGCCAUUGCCUCUGGCAGAGAUCCGGGCUGCCCUGUUUGAGAACCGGGCUCCUCCACCCCAUCAGUCUACACAGUCCCAGCCCCUUGCGUCUGGCAGCUUUCUGCACCAGUUAGAUCAGGUCACUAGACAAGUGUUGGCGGGACUGAUGGAAGCACAGAAGAGUGCAGUCCCUGGAGACCUGCUCAAGCUUCCUGGCAUCACGGAGCACCUUCGGUUUACCAGGCCCUUGACCAUGGCAGAACUGAGUCGCCUCCGACGCCAGUUUAUUUCCUACACCAAAAUGCAUCCCAACAAUGAGAACCUGCCUCAGCUGGCCAGUAUGUUUCUGCAGUAUCUGAGCCAGAGCUUGCACUAACCAGAGGGGGUAGAGGGAAAAGCCAUUGCUCCCUGUCUAACCUUCACUGCAUUGUGUUUCUCUUCGACGAUGAAUAUGAAUAUCUGCAGAGCAUAUUGAUGUGUGGCACUGGAGUUAAUUGUGACUGAUUCACUCACACUUUCCGGAAUGCCUCUGUGCCAGGCCUUGAGUUUGGAGGAUCUUGGGAAAUUUCUCCAGAAGAUAGAGCUCAAGUGGACAGGGCUUGCUUAGAUUGGAUUUUACUUGGGGUAUCACACAAUAUGGAUUCCCCUCCUCCCCCAUCUGAACUGUGGGAGAGCAGACUGAUGAGUGAAUUGUUUAAAACAAUUGUGAACAGAAGCUGAAGACGGCACAGUUCUGUAUCUGCACUGGCCUUCUUACAUACCACAAAUAGUUUUUUUGCAUACUGUACCUAAACUUUUUGCUAGUCUCUAUCCUGGGGCCUGGGGUCACAGAUAAAUCCACUGGUUUCUGUCCUUGGGAAGCUUUGCUUCUAGUGGAAGUGAAAUACAUAAUCACUAGAUUAUUUUAUCUAAUAAAAUUAUUAGAUCUUUCAGAAGAAGAGAGUUGGCUGGAAUCUCUUUCACUUAAUGUAACUUAAUGUCCUUCUUGUAACGUAUUUAAUAUAACAGUUUAGAUACACAUAUAUUACUGUUUUGUCUUUGAAAUAGUACUUCAGUAGUGCUUAGUGAGAGACUAGAUGUCUAUAACUUGUGCUUCAUUCUGUAUAUCAAGGAAAUGGGCGUUUUUAAGCUUGUCUUUCAUUCUUUUCAUUGAUUUCAUUAAACAAAUGGUAGGUACCUACCAGUGCUUGUGAUUUUUAAAGAUAAAUUAGGUAUAGUCUUUGCCCCUGAGAAGUUAAUAGUUUAGUGAGAAAUACAAGUAAACAUAAUUACAGGAUGUAAGGAGCUGGUGGUUAGAGGAUAAUGACAGAAUGCUUUGGGAGCCCAGAGGACAAAAGGACUAACUAGCUGUUGAGAGAAGGUGGUUUUGCAAAGGUUUCACAGAGGAAUUAAUAUGUGAACUUGUCACUCUAGAGCAAAGGUCAGCAAAGGGCCAAAUAUUUUAGGCUUUGUGGACUAUAUGGUCUCUGUUGUAACUUACCAGCUUUGCCAUUGUAGUACAAAAGCAGUCAUAGACAGUAAGUAUAAAAAUGGGUAAAUGUUUUUAUAGAACUAUGUACACUGAAAUGUGAAUUAUAUUUAAUUUUAACAUAUCACAAGGCACUAUUCUUUAGACUUGUUUUUCAACCAUUUAAAAAUGUAAAAAAAAAAAAAUUGUAUUUCACAGCCCUACAGAAGUAGGCAGUGGGCUGGCUGGAUCAGGCCUGCCAGUUGUAAUUUGCUGACCUCUGCUCUCAGAAGGCUGAGUAGGAGUUUGCUUGGAAGAAAGGAGGGAGCAAGACAUUCUAAACUCUGAAUGUAUGCAGCUGCUAAAAGGAUGGGCUGCCUUGGUUGGUGAUGUAUUUCUUGCUCAUCAGGCAGUCGACCACUUUUUGUUUCUGAUAUAUGAGAGAGGAUUCCUGCGUGAAAUAGAGAUUUGGACUAGGAAAUCUCUUGAAGUCCUUUUCCAACCUUCAUUCUCUGAUUCAAAGCUGAUUGUUGUUUGAGUUUGGUAUAUAAACCUAUGAAUUCUGGGUUGCCAUUCUAAACUGAAGUAGACAAUAUUCAGAACAGUAGUUCUGGAGUCAGACUGAUGAAUUAGUAAGUGGCAGAACCUAGAUUUUAUGUGGCCAAAUAUUUAAUCUCUCGGGAGUCUCAGUUUUCUCGUUUCUAUUAGGAGACCAUUAAUAAUACCUGCUUUUAGGAUUGUUGUGAGGAUUUAAAUGAGAUGAUGCAUAUAAAGCACAUAGAACAAUGUAUAAUAAAUGUUUAGCACAUUUUGGGCAUUAGUAUAGUUACCUACCUAGAUCCCACUUCUCACCUAAGCUUGCCUUGUUCAUUUGGUUUGUAAUCUUUUACAAGUGUUAGAGGCAGAAGUCCAUUCCCAAUUUGUAGUAAGCCUGUGAUGAGAUAGCUGAAUACUUCAUCUGACACUUAGUAAAUUAAUUAGUUUAUGUAUAUUUAGAAUAGUGCCUAGUACAUAGUAAUUGUUAUAUAAGUGUUUGCAAUCAAUAUUAUUGUAUGUGCUGGGUGUAGGGGAUAUAGAGACAGCUAAGAGUUCCUUUAGGAAGCUCCAAGUCUGGUGGGAGGAGAUGGGUAAUAGAUCUAGAUCAGUGUAGUAAAUGCAGUGUUAUACAGAGUUAUGGAGGUAUGGUGAAAUGGGAGUCGGAUGAUGGCUGCUUACCUAGGACCCUCCUACAAAUUGGCAUUUGAGCCUUGAGAGCUUAAAGAGCAUCUGGCUAAGACUGGUUCAGGUGGCUUGUAUUUCUCAUUAUUUAAAAAAAAAAGAAAAAGUUUUUUCCUCCCUGAUUAUAAAAAUUACAUUUAAUCAUUGAAAAAUUGGAAAUACAGAAAAAGUAUAGUAAAAUCCACAAUCCCAUUACCCAGCGAUAACUGCUAUUAUGUUUUGGUACAUUUCCUCUGGGCUCUUUUCUUCAUACAUAUUUGUAUAAUUAAAACCAAACUACAGAUAAUACUUUUAUAAUAAAGUUUUUAAUUUAUACCAAUGAAAAUUUUUAUUAACAUUUUCAUUGGUUAUAUGAUCAUAACAUUUAGAAAUACUCUAAUUUGAUGUUUUCUUCUACAGCCUUUUCUCCCUAGCAUUAAAGCCCAAAUUUGCAAAGUUUACAGGAAUAUCAGAACUUUCCAAUAAUUUUGUUAUAAUAAUCUGUUUUUGAAUAGGUUGUCUUAAAAUUUUCCCACUUGAAAUGGUACUACAUGAAUGUCUUUGUACAUUUGUCUUCAUAAGUUGGUCAUUGUAUAAGGAUAGAUUUCGAGUGGAAUUUACUAGAUUAUAUU
This is a messenger RNA of Rhinolophus ferrumequinum (greater horseshoe bat), 4490 nucleotides long. RefSeq names its product KTI12 chromatin associated homolog (gene KTI12). NCBI's taxonomy places the organism in Eukaryota, Metazoa, Chordata, Mammalia, Chiroptera, Rhinolophidae. The record is from RefSeq and is a predicted model, not a curated record.